UCGUGAGCAGACGGAGCACUGACUAAGCGAAUGAGAGACCGUCUCAACUCUCAGAGUCUUUGCAGUCAGCGAUGGGCGGACUGGAAUCGUACCAUGGAAUUUCAACGCUCCAAUGGAGAAUCGUCCAGCGAAUUCUUCUGCAGCCACAAUCGUGGCAACUGGUCUUCUGUUACUCUCCAAGGUUGAGACCAAUCCCGCGCACAAGAAAAUAUGGUCUACUGCUGCUAUCGAUAUUUUGAACAGUAUCAUGUCGCCGCAUGGGAUCCUUCCUGAGAGAGUUUACUAGCAAACGGGAUGGUGAAUAAACCUGCGAAUGACUACCUGACUGGG
This is a messenger RNA of Guyanagaster necrorhizus, 330 nucleotides long. RefSeq lists its product as uncharacterized. The transcript has 3 exons. NCBI's taxonomy places the organism in Eukaryota, Fungi, Basidiomycota, Agaricomycetes, Agaricales, Physalacriaceae. The coding region runs from base 113 to 286 and encodes 57 amino acids. The record is from RefSeq and is a predicted model, not a curated record. Gene Ontology annotation, biological process: carbohydrate metabolic process.